UUGUCUUUUUGGUGAAAAAAAAAAAAAAGAGAGGUGAGAUUGUGGUUUCAAACUGUUGAAGAAAGUGCAAAGAUUUGUGGAAAUCUUUUCUUUAUGGUGACCCUGGCUGGUCUUAUAAACACAAGACCCCAAAAAAGAAGUGAAAGACAAUCCUAAAAAUCUCUAACACCCCCUCACUUCUUCUCUUCCUUGCCUCUCCUAACCAAUAGGAGAACAUGCUUGUUAGCUUUCCCGGACAAAACAACAUGCUUGUCUUAAGAAGCUUCAUGAUCUUGUUCUUCAGCUGCAUAACCAUUAAAAUCAACCUCUGUUUUCCAAGUAUUCCUUCUUCACUAAAAACACUUUCCAUUGAUGGACAUUUCGAUUUUGAACAAGUCGAGCAUGCAGCUAAAGAUUUUGGUAAUAGAUACAGUUACCUCCCUUUAGCUGUUUUAUACCCGAAGUCAGUUUCCGACGUUGCUACCACAGUGAAUCAUGUUUGGCAGAUUGGUGGCGGUUCAGAACUAAAAGUAGCAGCUAGAGGGCAUGGUCACUCACUCCAGGGACAAGCACAAGCUCACCGAGGUGUUGUGAUCAACAUGGAAUCACUCCAAGGCCUUAAAAUGCAGGUUCACACUGGGAACUUCCCUUAUGUGGAUGUAUCAGGUGGUGAGUUAUGGAUAAAUAUACUGCGUCAAAGCCUGAAACAUGGGUUAGCACCAAAAUCUUGGACAGAUUACCUACAUUUAACAGUUGGUGGCACUUUGUCCAAUGCUGGGAUCAGUGGACAAGCAUUUCGGCAUGGACCGCAGAUCAGUAAUGUUUACCAACUGGAAGUUGUAACAGGGAAAGGAGAAGUGGUGAAUUGCUCUGAGAAACAGAACAGUGAUCUGUUUUACAGCGUCCUUGGAGGAUUGGGUCAGUUUGGCAUCAUAACAAGGGCGAGAAUAUCACUUGAACCAGCACCCGAAAUGGUCAAAUGGAUUAGGAUGGUGUAUACAGAUUUUGCCACAUUUACUAGGGACCAAGAGAAGUUAAUAUCAGGACAAAGCACAUUUGAUUAUGUUGAAGGAUUUGUGAUAAUAAACAGGACUGGUUUAUUGAAUAACUGGAGAUCAUCAUUCAAUCCACAAGAUCCUCUACAAGCUAGCCAAUUCAAGUCUGAUGGAAGGACGCUCUUUUGUCUUGAAUUAGCAAAGUACUUUAACCAUGAAGAUAUGGUACUAGUAAAUCAGGAAAUAAAGACAUCAUUAUCUCAGUUAAACCAUAUUCCAUCCACACUGUUUAUAUCAGAAGUUCCAUACAUGGAGUUUUUAGACAGGGUUCACAUUUCUGAGAUCAAACUCCGGUCGAGAGGAUUGUGGGAAGUUCCACAUCCAUGGCUUAAUCUAUUCAUCCCAAAAAGUAAAAUCCAUAGUUUUGCUCAAGAGGUUUUUGGCAAUAUCCUUACAGAUACAAGCAGUGGCCCCAUUCUUAUCUACCCUGUUAACAAAUCGAAAUGGGACAAUAGAACAUCUGUUGUGAUACCAGAAGAAGAUGUUUUCUAUUUAGUGGCAUUCCUUUCGUCUGCGGUACCUUCUUCAACAGGAAAUGAUGGAUUAGAGCAGAUAUUAAUUCGAAACAAAAGGAUUUUAGACUACUGUGAGAUAGCUGGCCUUGGUGUAAAGCAAUACCUGCCCCACUUUUCAACACAAGGAGAAUGGAAAUCCCAUUUUGGCCCACAUUGGGAAGCUUUCAUUAGGAGAAAAUCCACUUAUGACCCCUCGGCUAUACUAGCUCCGGGCCAAAGAAUAUUUCAAAAGCCAAUAGCUUACUCAUGAUAAACAUCAUCUUAUUAUAUCUAAAAGGAAAAACAAGGGGAAAAAAGGAGCUUUUGCAGCAUGCAGGCAAAUGUGCUGCAAAUUCAUACUGAGGAAGCUUAAGACUAGUACAACUCUUUUUUUUUCUGCCAAAAAGGUUAAACCUAUCAUAUUUUAAUUAUUGACUACAAUUGUAUACCAGUGCCUUAACGAGGGGAUGUAAAUACUGAACUUGCCAGAUAAAGGCUAAUUCUUUUCUCUACAAA
Molecule: messenger RNA, 2044 nt
Organism: Gossypium raimondii (Peruvian cotton)
Lineage: Eukaryota; Viridiplantae; Streptophyta; Magnoliopsida; Malvales; Malvaceae
Product: cytokinin dehydrogenase 6
Exons: 5
Coding region: 216-1799 (527 amino acids)
Biological process (GO): cytokinin metabolic process
Molecular function (GO): FAD binding; cytokinin dehydrogenase activity
Source: RefSeq, a predicted model, not a curated record